Nomia melanderi (Alkali bee) is the source of this 1223-nucleotide messenger RNA. It is a transcript of the gene BI-1, whose product is annotated as Bax Inhibitor-1. Gene Ontology annotation, molecular function: enzyme binding. The record is from RefSeq and is a predicted model, not a curated record. Gene Ontology annotation, cellular component: mitochondrial membrane. Lineage: Eukaryota; Metazoa; Arthropoda; Insecta; Hymenoptera; Halictidae. Gene Ontology annotation, biological process: negative regulation of apoptotic signaling pathway; negative regulation of endoribonuclease activity; cellular response to unfolded protein.
GCACGUCGACCAAUCGGAAGUGCCGUCGAAUUUACGCAUAGAAAUAUCACUGACGUGUCCGCAAAAGGGGGACUACUUCAAGAGUUCAUGAUUAUUCCCGUUUUGUAUAAGGGAAAAACAACAGUGCUCCGCAAAUCGUGUUAAUCGACAGUACCGCUAGCGUAAUCAAGCUACGACGAAAUUAUGGCGUCAGUAAUCAACGCUUUCGUAAAUCCGCUCACUAACAGACUAGAGGCACCGGUCAGACAACACUUGAAAAAUGUGUACGCCUGCCUGUCCUUGUCGGCAGUCACAGCUGCCGCAGGAGCUUACAUUCACCUGUUCACAGAAAUUCUACAGGCUAAUAUGUUAACCACCCUCGGCACCUUUGGUUUACUUCUUGCUUUAAUUAGUACACCAGACAAUGGAAAGAAUCAGAAAUUGCGGCUCAGCUAUCUGCUGGGAUUCGCAUUUCUGUCUGGGCUUGGUUUGGGUCCUUUAAUUAAAAUAGUUAUCGCUGUUAAUCCGAGCAUUAUAGUGACAGCACUAAUAGGAACGACUGUUAUAUUUGUAUCGUUCAGUAUCUCCGCUCUUCUGGCUGAACGGGGUCACUGGUUGUAUCUUGGUGGGACUCUAAUUAGCGUGCUGAACAUGAUGUUUAUGUUUUCAUUCGUUAAUCUCUUCCUCCGUUGGUCAUUCUUCUACCAAAUUCAUUUAUACGUUGGAUUAUUUCUGAUGUGUGGCUUUAUCAUUUAUGAUAGCCAGCUCAUUGUUGAAAAAUUCCAUAUGGGUAGCAAAGACUUUAUUUUGCACUCAUUGGAUCUUUUGAUAGACUUUAUUGGACUUUUCCGUCACCUCCUUAUUAUCCUUACACAAAAGGAAUUAUCAAAGUAUCAACGCAAACAACGUAACAACAAACAGUAAGAAGAAACAAGAAGAAAGAAAAAGUGUAAAAUAUCAUGCCAUUCAAGUAAAUCCAUGAACUAGUCUUCAUCUAAUCUAUCCAUAUGUAAACAUAUUUACUACGGUAAAACUGAAUUCAAAGUAAUGCAGCUUCUUGAUUACGUCGAGGAAUUUUUAGGCAUGCGUUGGCCGUAAAAGCGCAGUUGUAUUUGUUUUGGAUUACUUAGUUGGUCACUUCUUUUUUCAAUUAUCUAAUAGAUUUAUAUACAUGUAUACAUACAUAGACAUAAAUUUAUUGUACUAUAUUUUUAUCUUUCAAUAAACAAAAUUUCCCAGCGUUU